Coffea arabica (coffee) is the source of this 1198-nucleotide messenger RNA. Lineage: Eukaryota; Viridiplantae; Streptophyta; Magnoliopsida; Gentianales; Rubiaceae. The record is from RefSeq and is a predicted model, not a curated record.
CGGGGUUGUUUGAUUAAACCCCCCACCAAUUUCCAAGGUUUUGGCCAUCUGAUUAGACUGAAACUCUGUCAAGUGAAUAUUGCAGAGGAUGUACUGGGAAGUUUGAUGUCCAGUUCCCUGCUACUGGAGCAGUUGACCGUUGUAGAGAUCCCGGCCAUCUUGAACUCCCUUGAGCUCAUAGCGCCCAAGUUAAAAUCUGUUUCUUCAAAAGCUCUGUAAAAUCUAUCUUAUUCAAGAAUACCCCGGUUCUUGCAAGGGUUUCGCUUGUUCCUAGAAACCAAGACAUGGACGGAAAAUUUCAUGUGGGGGGAACAAGUAUUAUCGAGCAACUUCAUGAUCUCCUGAGUCUUGAGAAUCUGCAUUUGCACUAUGCGUACUUCAAGUCUCUAGAUGCAGGUGGAAUCCCUGCAAAGAUUACAACUACACUAAUCCACCUUAAAGUUGUUAAGCUAGAAUAUUUAUGCUUUGAAGAGGUGAAUGAGAUUGCUGUUCUUCUGUGUUUACUGAGAAGCUCUCCCAACUUAGAAGAGUUAGAAAUUCUGGUAUACAAGGUUGACGAGUACGCUGAAAGUCAAGCUUCAAAUUUUCUGGAUGUGCAGGAAUAUUCUCAACUGACUUUAAAUCAACUUCGGCAAGUGAAGCUGCAAAGCAUUUCUGGAACAAGAUCUGAGAUGGAAAUCAUUAAGCUUUUACUGAAAAAGUCCUCAAUUCUGGAGAAAAUGUUGAUCAAGCAAGCCCCCAUGAAAGAAAACAUCAAAAACAAAGUAACAGAAAUUGGGAUCUUGAAACAAGUGACAAGGUUUCACAGGCCUUCACCUAGAGCAGCAGUCAUAUAUGAAGAUCCAAUCAUUAGUUAAUCCAAAGCAAGUCAGUCAGAGAAGAGGGUUCAAGACCAGGUUUCUUGACUGCAAGCAGAAAAAGAAACGACGAAAUUGUAUUUGCCUCGGCCUUCCGUGGUGCUCCGUCAAUGUUGUAUCUUCUGGGAGUGGUUAUAUGAUUUCUAUGUCCUUGGAGUUUCACGCAAUCCUGUGAUCCGUGGACAGACAAGGACACAGGAUAUCGAUGUGAUGGUGAAGCUUCUUGAAUAUUAUUUACCCUAAUGUCUCUUACGCAAAAACAAUCAUGGAUUUGUCCAAUAAGCUUUAGAUUCUAAGUAUAUUCUAUGAACAGUUCUCUGAGAAUGCAUCAUGGAAGCAAA